Molecule: messenger RNA, 1895 nt
Organism: Porites lobata
Lineage: Eukaryota; Metazoa; Cnidaria; Anthozoa; Scleractinia; Poritidae
Source: the annotation of a GenBank genome assembly
AUGGCAAAACUGAAAGACAGCAUAGGCCAUGACUUUGAGUUUUCCCAGGACAUGGAUGAUCUAUUUGUGGCAGAUGAUGUGUUUUCUGGACUAGACUCUGAACGAGAACAGAGAUCAUUUUUCUUGGAAAACUUCAACUUAGUGGUAAGCUUAUAAUUAAUUAAAAAAGAAUGACAUAAAACUUUAGCCAAAUACAUAAGCUUAAAUAGAGGACUUAAGUUGUAUUUUGCUUGUGGUGAAAUUUUUCCAUAAAUUCAAACUUUUGUGGGGAAUUUUAGCAACUCGACGACCUCUAACGUAAAAGGUCCAUCUUCGCCCAAACUACAAUACUGGACUGCUUCUGUUUUUGAAUCAGUUCAGUUGUUAAAGGGGCUAUGUCGCAAAAUGGAGCAGCAUUGGGACCCGGGGGGGGACUCCCAUAUGAAACAGACGGGGAUGCUCGUCGUCUCGCUUAGGGGUGUAAAUUUUGGAUUUUGGUCUCGCUUAGGGUGUUCCGGGCAAAGCGCCAAUAUUUUAAGCCGCCAAGGUCUCGUUUAGGGUUCCGCUAAGAACUUGAGAUUUAUGACAAUGCUUUUAAAAACUACCGUACUUUUAGAUAAAAGCAUUCGGCGAUUAUGUCUUUAUAUCAUUAAAACUCAUUGCAUGUCGUAUUUGUGUGUUUUUAAGCGGUCUCUUUUAGGGGCCAAAAUUUGCAUUAUAUUUACAUAUAAUGCUCAUUCAGUUAAGGAUAACAUGUGUUGCCCUGCAAGGACUUUUGCCCUCUGUAACUUAAACCACUACUGGAAUACACGACACUGUACACAAAUUCAGUUUCCAGGGCGCCCAGCAUAAUACUGGUAAUUUUGUGCAGAUGCUAAGAUGUCCUUGUUGCCCAAAGACAAAAGCAAGUCACAGGGGGCCACUGAGUGCUGCAGAGAACAGCCCUGUAAAUACAGCAUUUUAAUGAAGGCAAAACUCAAGAUACGAAUAAUUGUUUAAAACAACCUCAGUGCCGGAAGUGGAUCCUCUUUGCUACUCCCCACUCAUCCAGCAUUUUCUACCUUAUUUGGAUGCCUAUCUUCGUGAAUUCUUAGACAUAAGUUAUGGCAAAUAUUUUAAUUUUCCUCUUUCAAUACUUGUAAUUCAGGAACCAUUAAGGGUGUUUCUUGGAAAGCGAUGGAAGUAUAUCAUGUCAAAAGGAAGGAAGAAGCUGAAGAGAAUCUCGGACUAUGGUUACCAUGUUCCAUUAUUGAAGAGUUUGGAGGUACAUAUAAUGCCUUAGCGUGGUCUACAAUGGACUAAUCAUUUUUGUUAUGUGAUUGUUAUUGAAAAAAAUGAGUCAGCCACUGGCAUUAAUGCCCUUGUCAUGGAUUAUAAACUCCAGUUUGGCUUUAUGUACAGAAACAUUGUCUCCAGGGUUGAUUGUUAGAGUCUUAGACACUUAAACCUCACUCUUUUUCUCUUGUCUGUCAUUUCUUUUCCUUAUUUGGUGUCUGAAUAGCAUUAUCAGGCCUUCUUUGAUUGAACAAAUUGGUAUUUAAGUCACUUCUUUUUAUUUCAGGCACUUUUGCAGAACCCUGAUGUUCUUCACGAGGUUGAUAACCCACAUCACUCAAAUGAUGAUGUCUUGCGUGAUGUUUUGGAUGGUGAAUUUGUACAGAACCAUCCAAUUUUUGCUGUCCAGAAAGAUGCCCUUAUCAUUUUAGGAUACUUUGAUGACCUAGAGAUUGCCAAUCCUCUUGGCUCAAAGGCUAAAGUACACAAAAUUGGUAAGUAAGUAGUUCAUGGUGAGUCUUCAGUGUUCUUUUUUUGGUGUGUAGGUAUAGACAUGAUGGUAGGGGUUACAUUCCAUUAACAUGUAAAUGUUUGUAUUUGCAGGAGUGUUUUAUUAUGUACUUGCAAACAUCCAUCCCAUG